CGGCUGUGUGUGGUUUCCGCUGCAUGCUCGCUGUAUCCUCGGUGAAGCUCUCGCUCCGCCGACAUCUCCGCGGCUCCGCACGUCCCUCCUGCGCCAUGUCGUCUCUUCUGAAGGUCGACCGCGACCUGAAGACCAGGGUGGAAACCUUCCGGGAGCAGAUCAGCAGUGAGGCCGAGCACCUGGUGGCCAGCUUCUUCCCCAAGAAGCUCCUGGAGUUGGAUCAGUUUCUCAAGGAGCCCAUCCUGAACGUGAGCGACCUGAAAGACAUCCACUCCGAGAUUAAGUUCAAAGUCCCGGAGCCCGUCCUCUUCACCAACAGCCAUGAGGGCGGAGACGUGAACACCAAGAAGAGGAAACUAGAAGACGGACUCACGGACGACAGCUGGCCAGGGGGAACCAAAGCCCCGGUGGUGCCAGAGGGCAUGUUGAAGUGCAACGCCAAGCUGGUCGCCCUGAUAGAGCGCGUGAAGCCCGAGAUCAGGACGCUGAUCGAGAAGUGUAACACGGUGAAGAUGUGGGUCCAGCUGCUCAUCCCCAGGAUAGAAGAUGGGAAUAACUUUGGCGUGUCCAUCCAGGAGGAGACGGUGGCCGAGCUGCGGACCGUGGAGUCCGAGGCCGCGUCCUACCUGGACCAGAUCUCCAGAUACUACAUCACCAGAGCCAAGCUGGUCUCCAAGAUCGCUGGCCCUCACGUGGAGGACUACAGGAGGACCAUCACGGAGAUCGACGAGAAGGAGUACAUCAGCCUGAAGAUCAUCGUGUCGGAGCUCCGCAACCAAUACGUCAUCCUUCAUGACAUGAUCCUGAAGAACAUUGAGAAGAUCAAGAAACCCAGAAACAGCAACGCAGAAGCUCUGUACUGAACACACACACAGGCGCACACACACACACACACACACACAUGAGCUCAUUCAAACCGUUUCUUCUAGCUGAUGGUUUUGUGGUUUUCUGCCUGGAGACGGUUCCUGAACGUCCAAUGAGAAGCUUCCUGCUGCCGCCGAUACUCAGUCAUAAAAAGUUUAAAUGUGGUGAAACCGUCGUGACACACAUACACACACACACAUACACACACACACACAGCUGUUGGGGAACCGCCUCAUCCUUGUUCCUGUCCUCUGCCGUCAUCGACUCUGGAACCUUUUCUUACAAAAUGAUCCUGACCCCCCCCCCUGUAGUCCUGUCGUUUUCCUGACUCACACACAUGUGACUACAGUUUAUAAAGACCUGGUGGAGGAUCCCUGCUUCUUUAUUUCUGCCCCCGCUGUGCUUUCUUUGUGCUCGUAGCAUCGGAGACGUUAGAAGACACUUUGCAAGAACAAAUAAAUCCGCCCUGCAGGUCCAGACCCACUGAGACUGGUCCGCGCUGCAGGUCCAGACCCAGUGGACCCGGGAUCCGGCUCCUGCAGGUCCAUAACGGGUAGCACUGAUGUGCCUCUUGAGUCUCCUGUGAGCGUUGUGAACUGGAUCCAGAGAGUCCGGUUCCACGUGAACACUUCAAUGUGUUGGUGUCGAUGACCUCAUGGCGAUACGGAGGAUGGCUCGGGGACGCUGGGGACCGUCUUUGAAUACAUGUCAUUGCGUUUGAAGCUUUAAGCCAACAAAGGGAUGAAGGACCAAACGGGGAAUGUUACUCAGUCAAAGUUCAAGUGGCUCUAAAAGCUUUUGAAUGAAUUGGAAUGCAGCCCACGGCCCCCUGUUGUAAAGCUGAUUUCUUUGAGGAACAUGGUGUGGUGCGUUCACUGUCCAGCCCGUGUUCUGUUCAUCAGAGUGUCUCCUCUGAGCUGAAGAAGCAGACGCAAAUAAAACUUUGACCAAA
This is a messenger RNA of Pseudoliparis swirei, 1816 nucleotides long. Its product is annotated as proteasome activator complex subunit 3-like. The record is from RefSeq and is a predicted model, not a curated record. Gene Ontology annotation, cellular component: cytoplasm; nucleoplasm; proteasome activator complex. Gene Ontology annotation, biological process: positive regulation of endopeptidase activity; regulation of proteasomal protein catabolic process; regulation of G1/S transition of mitotic cell cycle. The transcript has 10 exons. Gene Ontology annotation, molecular function: endopeptidase activator activity. Bases 24 to 863 code for a protein of 279 amino acids. NCBI's taxonomy places the organism in Eukaryota, Metazoa, Chordata, Actinopteri, Perciformes, Liparidae.